Molecule: messenger RNA, 633 nt
Organism: Ochlerotatus camptorhynchus
Lineage: Eukaryota; Metazoa; Arthropoda; Insecta; Diptera; Culicidae
Product: glutamic acid-rich protein-like
Exons: 4
Coding region: 1-633 (210 amino acids)
Source: RefSeq, a predicted model, not a curated record
AUGGACGAUGGAGCUCAGGUUGAUGCUGUAUACACCGACAAAAAGGCUGCUUUCGACACCGUGAACCACGAUAUUCUUCUUGCCCAGCUACUUCGACUAGGCGUUUCCAGCAGAGUAUAUUUGAAUGAAGAUUCGGAGGAGGUUUCGGAGGAAGAUUUUAAGAAAGAUCUGGAGGAAGAUAUGGAGAAAUAUUGGGAGAAAGAGGAAGAUUUGGACGAAAAGGACGAUUUGAAGGAAGAUUUGAAGGAAAAUUUGAAGGAAGAUUUGAAGGAUGAUUUGGAGGAAGAUUUGGAGAAAGAUUUGGGCGAAGAUUUUGAGGGAGAUUUGGACGAAGAUUUAAAAGAAGAUAGGUUAGAGGAGGAUUUAGAUGAAGAUUUAAAGGAAUAUUUUGAGGAAGAUUUGAACGAAGAUUUGUUGGAAGAUUUGGAGGAAGAUUUGGAGGAAGAUUUGGAGGAAGAUUUGGAGGAAGAUUUGGAGGAAGAUUUGGAGGAAGAUUUUGCGGAUGAUUUGAAGGAAAAUUUGAAGGAAGAUUUGAAGGAAGAUUUGAAGGAAGAUUUGAAGGAAAAUUUGAAGAAAGAUUUGGACGAAGAUUUGGAGGAAGAUUUGGACGAAGAUUUAGAGAAAGAUAGAUAG